AUUGCAUAAGAAUUACAUUUGAAUUCAAGUAUUGAUCACAUGUUAUGCCUGUCUUUGAUUAGAUAUACCAUUGAUUAUCUGCUAAUCGGAUCCGAUUGUUGAAGUGAUCGCCGCAAACACACCACUCAUUGUCUGAUUGUCUGUCCACUCAUUACUGGCCGCCAAAUGAUGGGUGACUUCGGAGUAGAAGCGAAAGGAGUGAAGCAAAUAAAGUUCACGAAUUGGUCCCAAACCUUCUCCUGUGAACCAAAUCUGUAUUUCGUGCCCAAAGAUGUCGAAGAACUCAGAGAAAUCAUAUUUUUGGCCAAAAGUACGAAUAAGAAGAUACGAGUGGUUGGUUGCGGUCACUCCCCGUCAGACAUCUGCUGUACCGAUGAUUAUAUGAUUAGUUUGAGAUUUUUUAAUAACGUUUUGAGCAUUAAUUGCGAGACAAAUACCAUUCGGGUUGAGGCGGGCAUCACUUUGACCGAAAUCAACGCUUAUCUCGAUAGCCAUAAACUGGCGAUUCCGGUAUUGGGUUCGGUGUCCGACAUAACGAUCGCAGGUGUGAUAAGUACGGGAACCCACGGAUCGGGCGCUAAGUUCGGUGUUUUGGCCGAUUAUGUACUCGACAUGGAGUUAAUCACCACUUCUGGCGAUACUAUAAAGUGUUCGCGCGAUGAAAACAGUGAUGUGUUUCUGUCGGCGCUGUCCGGUUUGGGUGCCAUCGGUAUUAUCAUAAGACUUACCUUUCAAUGCGAGCCCGCGUUCCUUCUCUAUGAAUACAGCUAUCCGUCCACUUUGGGUGAAGUGCUGGAAGAGUUGGACGAAGAGUUGAAGAGUUGUGAUCACUACCGGUUCCUAUGGUUUCCACACACAGACUGUGUUUCCGUUCAAAACAAUAAUAGGAUUUACAAUAAAGAAGUGACAAAAUACACGGCAUCCCAGAGAGCGUGUAAUUGGUUCUGGGAUUACGCCAUUGGUUACUAUACUCUUGAAUUUGCCUAUUGGUUGAGCACUUACUACCAGCCAUUAGUCCCGUAUAUCAACCGAAUCUGGUUUUGGUUGCAAUACUCGCGACCGAAAGAGCGCAUUGAUAUCAGUCAUAAAGUCUUCAAUUUUGAAUGUCUUUUCAAACAACACGUCAACGAGUGGUCUAUUCCAAGAGAGAAAACAGCGAAAGUGUUGUUGGAGUUGAAGAGUUGGAUAGAAAGGACGCCCAAUAUUUACGUCCACUUUCCGGUCGAAGUCCGGUUCGUCAAAGAGGACGACAUAUACCUGAGUCCGGCGUACGGACGCGACUCCACAUUCAUUAACAUAAUUAUGUAUAGACCUUAUGGUAAGGAUGUCUCGCAUUCUGCUUAUUGGGAUCAAUACGAGAAGAUUAUGAAAGAGUCCGGCGGAAGACCCCAUUGGGCUAAAGCCCACAGAGAGAAUGCGUCCGAUUUUGUGAAAAUGUAUCCCUAUUUCAGAGCGUGGACUCAAGUAAGGAAACGCUUGGAUCCGAUCAACCUUUUGAUCAAUUCAUAUCUCAACAGAAUUUUAAACGAGUCUUAAAUUUAGUUAAAUUAUGUUUUAGUCAUUAGAAGUCGACAUUUGAUACUUAUUUGUAAAACAAUUGUUACUAAAGCAACAUAUUGUGUACAAAACACUA
Molecule: messenger RNA, 1633 nt
Organism: Medioppia subpectinata
Lineage: Eukaryota; Metazoa; Arthropoda; Arachnida; Sarcoptiformes; Oppiidae
Source: the annotation of a GenBank genome assembly